This is a messenger RNA of Closterium sp. Yama58-4, 1827 nucleotides long. Lineage: Eukaryota; Viridiplantae; Streptophyta; Zygnematophyceae; Desmidiales; Closteriaceae. The record is from the annotation of a GenBank genome assembly.
AUGGCCUCUAUUCGCGUUCUUUCCUUCGAUGCUGAGGGCCGUCCCGUGCAGUUCACUUCCUGGCUCGACGACCUGCAGUUGUAUCUUAUGAGCAAUAGCACGGACCACAUCUCCCUCUAUGACUACGCGUCUGGUGCUGCCGCUGCUCCUGCUGCCACAGCCGAGCUUAGUGUUCGUUCCCACUGGCAGACUCGUGACGCAGCUGCUCGCCUAGCCAUUCGUAGUCACCUGCCGCUAGCUGAGCUCGAGCAUUUUGGCGACUGCAAAUCCGCUAAGGCCCUGUACGAUGCUGUCGCUUCUCGCUACUCCUCGCCUGCCACAGCCGAGCUUAGCCGCCUCAUGCUGCCUGAUGCUCGCCUGCGUGCCGCCCUUCCCACCGAGUUCUGCGCUAAGAACCCCCCUCCACUGUACUGGACACUCCACUUCAUAGUCACCCGUCUCCCUGACACCCUCCGCUCAGUUCGAGACCACUUCCUUGCUCGCUGUCCCACUGAGCUCACAGUCGCCCUCCUAGAGGAGCACCUGCUCGCGGCCGAAAAGAGCAUUGUAGCUGUCGGUGCUGCUCGUGGCGCUCCUCGCACCCCCAUCUUUGAGGGGUGUUCUCCCUCUCCCCUCGCUCCCUCCUACGCUGCUGCUGCUGCUGCUGUUGACUUCCUUGGUGCUGAGUCUGUUGGCGCUGCUUCUGCUCCUGGUGGGAGGCGCCGCACCGGCAAGGGCAAGGGGGGCAAGGGUGGUGGUGGUGGCGCUGGGGGGGGAGGAGGUGGGGGAGGUGGGGGGGGAGGCGGUGCUGGAGGGAGCGGUGGUGGGGGAGCGCUGGUGGGAGUGGGGUCGGUGGUGGAGGCGGGGGCGGCGGCGGAAGCAGUGGCAGUAGUGCUGCGGCUGGCGGCGGCGGCGGUGGCGGCGGUGGCGGUGGUGGUCGCGGGGUGUUGGCGGUGGCGGUCGGAGCGGUUGGUAGUGGUGGCGGCGGGGUCGGAGUGCAGGCACUUGCUCGGGCCAGAGCUCCCAGCAGCUAAGGCAGCGCCCAGACGACCCAGCAGCUUCACGUGUGGGAGGUUCCACACCCCGUACCGCUGCUUCUCCCGCCUUGACGACGCUUGGGUGGGGAGGGAGAUGGGCGCGGAUGUUGAGCGCCCCCGCUGGGCUGAGCUCAUGAGGGCUGGUGUUGAUGUCUUUGCUCUUGACUAUGAUGCUAUUAUUGCUGCCAUUGCUGUCCCGGCUGGUUUCGAGUCUGCUCUCUCAGGUACAGCACCCACAGAGACUGCUCUCCUCAGGUUCCCGCACCGGCGAGGCCUUGUCAACACCUUCACCCUUGACUCAGUCCUUGCCCAGUCCACCACUGUCCUCCCUUGUCCGGCGGUUCCGUCUGGCUCGUUGUCGGGUUUCCACCUCCCCUCGUUCUCGACGAACCUGGUGAGCAACGCUGUCCUCCAGGAUCAGUGGGUUGACACCUUUACCCCUGGCGGACAGCGUGUGGCGAUCUGCACGUGCUCCAGGGGACGGCCGUCACCUGGCUACGUUUACCCGUCGGCCGGGGUCGAGUCUCUACACACUGACCACUGCGUCUCCUCAGGUCCCUCCCUCCCCUCCCUGCCUCGCCUGCGCCGCCUUGCCUUCCUUGCGUCGAGGGGCGGCAGCGCGCCGUCCUCCUCCUCCUUUCCCCCGACAGAGGCUCCUCUGCAGACCCUCCACCUGGACGUGUGGGGCCCAGCCCCGCGUUCGUGGUCAGGGCGUGUGCGUGAGCGGUACUUUUUGCUGGUUGUCGACGACUACUCGCGUUACACCACGGUCUUCCCCUUGCGCACCAAGGGUGAGGUCCUGCUGUUAUGA